GCUGCUCUAGCUCCGUCUGCAAACCCACCCUCCUCCGCUUCUUCCCCUCCCUUCCCCAUCCGGCCUCGGCGCCCGACUCCGUUACCUUCUGCCAAUAAGGCGGGUGGUAUCGGGGCGGUAUGGCUAACGGGAAGAAGCCCUCGCGGGACGAACUCAAGAGCCUCCAGGAGGACCUGGGGCCAUAUUACCAGCAGCCCUUACUCCCGCGAAGACGCGACCCCCCUUCUAGGGAAGCGACGAUUCAGGAGAUCCGACGUCACCAGUCUAACACCCCGGAAUCCAAGCGCGGCACCAAGCGGGACACGUCCAGUAGAGACUCGACGCCAAACCGAUCGAGUACGCCGAGAUCGAAAAGCCGCGGACAGACUGUAGGCCAAGAGGUUUCAACACCCAAGUGGUCACCAAGGAGCGAACCGUCGAGGCAACACACACCAAAGACGGACUCGGCCAAGCGGGAGCCACCGCCUCGCGACAUGUCACAACGAAAUCGAAGUGGACGAGGGUCCAACCGGAACAAUGGCAACUCCCACGGCGAGGAAGUGCAAAUUUGGGAGCUCUGCAAGGGCCAAGUCUCGGAUAUUGUAAGCGGCAUCAACACCGAAAACGACAGCCUUACGGAGCUUGUGAACAUGGACAAGCAGGUCGGCACGAUGGACCUCGAGAAGAUCCCCGGGGACUCCCUUCAGCAAAUGGAACAACUGUGCCGCACAGGAGUGAAGCAUUCCGAGGCGAACAUGGUGGCUCUCAAAUCUUUGUCGGACCAGCUCAAAGUCUUGCGCGCAGUUGUGGUUGCCAAGGAACAGUCGGAGGCCCAGGCGGCCGGGCCAGGGAAGAGGCAGGCUAGAGACAGUGCUGCCACAGCGUCGUCACUCUACGACUUUGACGGCGCUGGAGAUUCACCGGUACCUAGCCCUAUGGGGGGUUCGUCACGAAAAUAUGGUGACCGAUCCAGCAACCGAGACAGAGACAGCAUGCCGCCCAAGGCCGACAGCGUUGAGCCACAAGGGUCAUCGGGGAGCGGUGCGGGGUCUAAUGCUGGGGCUAGCAACAAAUCCAAGGUGCUCUUCUCCAAGGGCGACUCGGUUGCGUUCAAGCCUCGGCAAGUCAACGGAGACCAGACGACGGACUGGAUACUUGGUGAGGUAGCGCAGGUACUAGGCGAAGGGAAGAGCCGAAGGUACAAGGUGCUGGAUAUUGAACCGGACGACCAGAGCAAGCAAAAGGAGUACCGGUCGAGCGCCAGCAGCAUGAUUUCGAUCACGGCGGAGAGCCAGGCAAGCACUCUCAAGGAUUGGGAACACGGCAAGGUGGUAUUGGCUCUGUACCCCAACACGACGACGUUUUACAAGGCCGAGGUGCACAACAUGGCGGACAAUGGCAAGGUGAAUCUCAAGUUUGAGGGGGAGAAUGACUCGUCGACGCUGCAGCAGGUGGAGCGGCGGUUUGUGAUCGAGUAUCGGGCCUGACACGGCGUGCCAAGACUGCGGGUUUCCGAACCUACGGGGCUCUGAUAAAUACAGCGAGCUCGGAGUUUUGGGCAGAGACACAGCUGGGAGCGUUUAUCGCUCGUUGACCAGCAGCCAUGACGACAUGAGAUG
Ilyonectria robusta is the source of this 1598-nucleotide messenger RNA. Its product is annotated as SGF29 tudor-like domain-containing protein. Gene Ontology annotation, cellular component: SAGA complex. The transcript is spliced from 2 exons. The record is from RefSeq and is a predicted model, not a curated record. NCBI's taxonomy places the organism in Eukaryota, Fungi, Ascomycota, Sordariomycetes, Hypocreales, Nectriaceae. The coding region runs from base 120 to 1466 and encodes 448 amino acids.